Fusarium graminearum PH-1 is the source of this 1727-nucleotide messenger RNA. Its product is annotated as GMP synthase. The coding region runs from base 1 to 1602 and encodes 533 amino acids. The transcript has 15 exons. Gene Ontology annotation, molecular function: GMP synthase activity; GMP synthase (glutamine-hydrolyzing) activity; ATP binding. Gene Ontology annotation, biological process: GMP biosynthetic process. The record is from RefSeq and is a predicted model, not a curated record. Lineage: Eukaryota; Fungi; Ascomycota; Sordariomycetes; Hypocreales; Nectriaceae. Gene Ontology annotation, cellular component: cytosol.
AUGAGCGACGCCUUUGAAACCGCGGCCCCGCCGCAUGCCACCUACGACACUGUCCUUGUCCUGGACAUGGGAUCUCAAACUAGUCAUCUCAUCUUGAGACGACUACGAUCUCUGGGUGUCUACUCUGAGAUGCUUCCCUGCACCCAAAAGAUUAAGGAUCUGGGCUGGAAGCCAGUUGGUGUCAUUCUCAGCGGAGGUCCUUCAAGUGUCUACGCGGAUGAUGCCCCCGGUGUGGUCCCCCUGGUGUUUGAGCUCGGUGUUCCUGUUUUGGCAAACCCCAAAAGUGUGGCUCGAGGAGUCAACCGUGAGUACGGUGAGACCCAGAUGGCCAUCCACAAGAUUGGCACCCAUGGUGAUCGACUUUUCGAGGGAUUGGGAGACUCUUUGAUCGUCGUCAUGAGCCAUUUCGACAAGGUCGUCCAGCUGCCCGAUGGCUUCCAGACCAUUGCUACCACCAAGAACAGCGAGUUUGCUGGUAUCGCCCACGAGACUCAGCCUAUUUUCGGCAUCCAAUUUCACCCCGAGAUCUCUCACACCGAGAAGGGAACUGACAUCAUCGCCAACUUCGCCACCAAGAUCUGCGGAGCCCGACCUGACUGGAAGAUGGACGACUUCUCAGCCCGUGAAAUCAAGCGCAUUCGGGAGCUCGUUGGCGAUAAGGCCCAAGUUAUUGGCGCCGUCAGUGGCGGAGUGGACAGCACCGUUGCUGCUAAGCUCAUGAAGGAGGCUAUCGGAGACCGAUUCCAUGCUAUCUUGGUUGACCAGGGUCUCAUGCGCUUGAACGAGUGCGAGCAGGUCAAGGAAACCCUUGACAAGCACCUGGGCAUUAACCUCACUGUUGUCGACGGAUCCGAGCUCUUCCUUGGCCGUCUUGCUGGUGUCACUGAGCCUGAGGCCAAGCGAAAGAUCAUUGGAGGAACCUUCAUUGAUCUCUUUGAGAUUGAGGCGCUCCGCAUCGAGAAGGAGGCUGAGAACACAGACCGUGCUGGCAAGGUCGAGUGGUUCCUUCAGGGAACACUCUAUGCCGAUAUCGUGGAAAGCUUGAGUUUCAAGGGAGCCGCCAGCUCCACCAUCAAGUCUCACCACAACGCUGGAGGACUUCCCGCUCGCAUGCAAAAUGGCGAGGCCCAAUUGAAGCUCCUUGAGCCUCUCCGAGAACUUUUCAAGGACGAAGUGCGAGCAUUCGGACGUCAACUGGGUAUCCACGAGGAGCUCAUUGGCCGACACCCCUUCCCUGGCCCUGGUCUGGGUAUCCGAAUUAUCGGCGAGGUCACCCCUGAGCGAGUUGAGAUUGUUCGCAAGGCCGAUCACAUCUUCAUCUCCAUGAUCCGUGAGGCCGGAAUCUACGACGAGGUCACCCAAGCCUACGCUGCUCUUGACUCCAGCCGAGCGGUUGGUGUCCAGGGCGAUGCCCGAGUCUACGGCUACAUCUGCAUUCUGCGUGCCGUGACCAGCUUGGACAUGAUGAGCGCCGAGCCCUACGAGUUCACAUGGAGCCUCAUGAAGGCUAUCAGCAGGAGGAUCGUGAACGAGGUUGACGGCAUCGCAAGAGUCGUCUAUGACACUACCUCCAAGCCUCCUGGCACCAUUGAGUUGGAGUAAUCUUGUUCAACUCGAUCUAAGAACAAUUUCCAGACCAUCGUUUCUGGUAAAGACUUGAUUUGGCGUUUAGACGGAUAGUUGAAAUUUUGCGGGGAAAAAUAAAAAUAACGGGACUUUUUUUCAUC